Molecule: messenger RNA, 1638 nt
Organism: Saccharomycopsis crataegensis
Lineage: Eukaryota; Fungi; Ascomycota; Saccharomycetes; Ascoideales; Saccharomycopsidaceae
Gene: PET112
Product: glutamyl-tRNA(Gln) amidotransferase subunit PET112
Exons: 1
Coding region: 1-1638 (545 amino acids)
Biological process (GO): mitochondrial translation; glutaminyl-tRNAGln biosynthesis via transamidation
Cellular component (GO): mitochondrion; glutamyl-tRNA(Gln) amidotransferase complex
Molecular function (GO): glutaminyl-tRNA synthase (glutamine-hydrolyzing) activity
Source: RefSeq, a predicted model, not a curated record
AUGCAAACCAUGUUUGCGCGAUCCAAAAUGUGGCAAUCCCGAACCUUAGUUCGUCUGAUAUCAACGUCCCGUAUCUUGUUGAAGGCCAAGUCAGAUAACUCGGUGCUUCUUCCUCAAUACAAGUUUAAAUGUGGGUUGGAGAUCCAUUGUCAGCUAAAAACUGACAAAAAGCUAUUUAGUAAUUCGGGUCACACCUUCAAUGAGCUUCCCAAUUCAAGAGUAUCUUUCUUUGAUGCCGGUUUACCUGGUACUCAGCCUUUGGUCAACCCUGAAGCCGUUCUCUUAGCAUUGGUUGCUGGGGUAUCUUUGAAUUCGAAAAUAAAUUUGCAAUCGACAUUUGAUAGAAAACACUACUUUUACGGUGAUCAACCAUUAGGUUAUCAAAUCACACAACAUUAUAACCCAAUUGGUAAAGGUGGCUCCCUUAAAUUGCUCAAAAAGUUUGAUGAAAUUGAUGAACAGGAGAAGACUAUAACGCUAGAUCAGAUUCAGAUAGAACAAGAUACUGGUAAGUGUAUUCAUGUUGAAGCCGGAGUGUCUACAAAUGAGUAUCUUAAUGGUAUUUUAUAUUCAAAAAUCGAUUUGAAUAGAGCCAACACUCCCCUAAUUGAAGUAGUGACUAAUCCAGACUUCGAUGACCUCAAGCAAGUAAAGGCGUUUAUUAAAAAAUUUCAAUCAUUAGUCAAAUUCCUCAAUAUUUCCACCGGGGAAUUGGAAACUGGUGCCAUGAGAAUUGAUGUCAAUAUCUCGAUAAAUGGGGGUAACAGAGUAGAAAUAAAGAACCUUUCAUCAAGUACUGCUAUUAUUGAAGCUUUGAAGUAUGAAUAUAAGAGACAGAUCAAGGAAGUGGAAAGUGGGAAUCAUAUUUCUCAGGAAACCAGAGGCUGGAAUGGCAGCAAGACCGUCACUCUAAGAAAGAAAGAAAGUAAGGUCGAUUAUAGAUAUAUGCCUGAUCCUGAAUUAUCCUCUAUUCUGUUAGAUAAAACCAUAGUUGAGGAUAUCAGAACAAAUUUUGUUAGUACCUUACCUGAUGAUAUGAUCGAGAUGUUGACCAGCAAACCAUACGGGUUGAGAAUUAAAGAUGCAAAAUUAUUAAUAAACAAUACUUAUGACGGGUUAUUGGAUUAUUAUAUGGACGCGUUUUCUAAGACUGUGGGUAUGAAUGACAAAGUUCCUUCAAAAAUUCCAGGGAACUUCAUUUUACAUGAAUUGAUUGGUCAAUUAGGUAAAUUCAACUUGAAGUUUUCUCCACAAAUCCUUCCGGUUUCCAAACUUUCUGAAUUGAUCAACGUCAUCUAUAUUGACGGAAAAUUAACUAAUAGUAGUGGUAAGUUGCUAUUGAAAUAUAUUGUCGAGAAUCAUGAUGAUACGGCCGUCCAAAGUAUGACCAUUGAUGAUUUGAUAGCCGAAUUUGAGUUGGAAGUACCCGAGCAGAAUGACGCUGAUUUGAAUUUGGAGCUUGGUGAGCUAUGUGAUGAAAUCCUCUCUAAUCAUGCUGAAAUUGUUGAGAAUUUAAAGAAUGGUAAGAAAUUGGGAUCAUUACAGUAUUUGGUGGGGCAGGGAAUGAGAGCUACGCAAGGGAAGAUUCAAGCCAAGGUAUUUGAAGAGCACUUUAAAAAGUCACUUGGUUUAAAAUGA